Messenger RNA from Cutaneotrichosporon oleaginosum, 1521 nucleotides. RefSeq lists its product as uncharacterized. NCBI's taxonomy places the organism in Eukaryota, Fungi, Basidiomycota, Tremellomycetes, Trichosporonales, Trichosporonaceae. The record is from RefSeq and is a predicted model, not a curated record.
CGUUUACAUCGUCAACCCACCACUUUCACCAUGGAAGCCCUCACGUCGCUGUGGGCCACUCUCAAAGUGUACCAGGGCCCGCUAGUGACGCUGGCGCUGAUCUUCGGCCCCGGCCUCGCGCGGCGCCUGACCGCGCUCCUCUCUCCACCGCCCGCCGACGCGGCGCCGCCCCCGCGCCCGCGCCUUUUAUGGCUCCUCCUCCUCCUGCACGCAGCGUACGCGGCCCUCGUCCUCCUGUCUCCGCCCUACGACGCCUUCGCCUCCCUGGACCUCCUCACGCCGUCCGACAUUCUGCGCCCGCUGGUCCUGCGCGACCUCGGCCAACCCACAGACGGGUGGACCCAAGUCGACCCGCUCGUCGAGCUCUUCCUCGCGCGCCUCGGCACCGUCGACGGCCGCAUCGCAUACUCGCGCUGGGGCCACGCCGUCUUCUUCCACUGCGCGUGGUGCCGCCAGCGCGGCGACUUUGCGCUCGCCGCCGCGCCCCGCGUCCUCGGCCCGUAUGUGCUGCAAGCCCUCGUCCUCGGCGUGGUGGGGUGGGACGCCGUCGGCGGGGCGGGCAGCCGGAUGCGCGCGAACAAGUGGCGCAACACGCUCGGAUGGGUCGUCGCCGCCGCCGCCGCCGCAGAGUUCGGCGCGCGGUGGUACGUCGAGAUGCGUGUUGUGCAUGGUCAUCUGACGCAUCUCUCGCCCGCGCUCGACAAGGCGCGCGCACUCGUCCAGCUCGCGAUUACGGCCGCGUACGUCCUGCUGCCGGUACGCCCGUCGCCUGCGGACCUGAACAACGCGCGGCUCACGCGCACGCUCGAGUCGGCGUACAAUACGCUGUCGCUCGCACAGGCCGCGCGCACCGCCAUCGCGGGCAGCCCGGCGCUGUCGCGCUCCGCGGGCGAGUGGGCCGCUGCGCGCGUCAAAGCGGAAGACGCGGCGCGCUCCGACCCCGCCGUCGUCGGCGCCGCGCUCGAUGCGGGCGUGUAUGAGCGCGGCCCCGCCGGGCCAGGGUAUGCGAAGAGCAACCGCGAGGGGGCCGGGCGCUUCGUGCGCGCGCAGUGGGGGCGGGUCGUGAGGCGGCAGUAAGAGCAUGCACACAAUAACAAAAGCCUCCGCGGAGGCAAGCGCGCACCUUCUUCUCCGCGCGGGGGAUGGCACAGCGGACGAACCCAAGGACCAUGUGUGCCCCCCGGCUAAGCGUGAAGGAUUUAGACAAGACCAGACAAGACAAUUCAAGAUCGGACACGAGAACGGCAGGAUACAUCUGGGCGACACUCGGGUUCGAACCGCAGACUUAUGUACCUGACUGGACGGUGGCAAGUGGACUCGCCCCGAGCAUUUUACCGCUCGUCUCACAGUUCGUCACGCUGGAUGGAUGCAUGCCGAACCUGCGCCAUAUAAGGGAGAUGUGGAGGCAUGCCUGCGCCGUCCAGACCGGUUUUCUGCAUCGCUCGAGCGAUGAAAUGGUUUUUUUUUGUUUGCGAGCAGUACGAAAAAUCAAUGCAUGCGCGCAUGCGCACUAAUCUCCGG